CUCAUUCUGUGCAUCAAAAUACUAGUAGCAGCGCGAGAGAAAAGAAAGAGACCAUGAAGAUCACUGCUGCCGUUGUUGUUGCUACCAGCACCUUGAUGCUGAAGCCAUUGGCCGUGUAUGGCGAUGACUGUGAGGAUGGAUGCUUGUAUGCCCGCCCAACUUGCGUGGAAGCCUAUGAUGUGAUUGUGCCGGAGGGUAAUAUGGGUGAUCGCAGUAUGUUUGGCGCCUCGGAAGAGAUUUUCUUACCGCUCCAGGCUGAAGACUGGGCAAACGUGCCUCCUUCCUGUCUUCCUCCUGAUGCAGCACCUGCCUAUGGUGCUUGGUACGGCCUCUUCAUUGAAGGGGAUCCAGGAGUCAACCUCGACGUUGUGGCCACUGGGCUUAUCUAUGGCGGCGAUCCUUCUCUCUUGGAGACAUUGGAAUGGACGGUGUCUGUCAUGGAAGUUCCCAAUACAGUCAUAGAUCAAGAAGAGACUUGCGCCGCUCUUACUUGUUUGGCAUACAAUACAAGCUUUGCUGAUGUAUAUUCUGACUCGGUGACAUUGGUCAAUUUCAACAUCAGCCAAGAAAGUCUCUAUUACAUUUUUGUUUCCUCUGCCGUGAAUGUCACUGAAGUCCUUGGUGAAACGCUGGAGUUGGAUAUUAGCCCGAGCACGCAAAUUUCGGAAUGUGAAUACAUUCGAACGUCAGAAAUGAACGGGGAGACUCAAGCUACUUGCACGCCUUGCGAAACGUCAGUUAUCGAAGGGCCCGCCGAGACGACCGAGGUCAUCAACAUGACCUGCUCUGACACUUGCGAGAUUUGCUACAAUACCAGCAUCACAGAUCCAUUCUGUUACAAAGAAUCCAGGUCCUACUCGUAUUCUGCCAGUGAUUCCGGAGACACAAGCCGGGACACUGAAACCUGCCGCACUUUCCCCGACGGCAAUACCGUGUGUGAUGCGCGCGACUGUCCUGUUUCCAUCAACGGAAUGGCAUGCGGCUCCUGUGAAAAUGACUACGAUAAAAACUGCUCCAGGACCCAUAAUAUUGAUAACAUUGUGGCGUCAUGUCCCGACGUUGACCCUGGUUUGGCGGUCAUCGACUUUUGCCAAGGCAUUGGCUUUGACGAGGGAGGUGUCCUUGGUGGCUACUACACGUACCUAGAUGCUCUCAAGAAUCAGUGGACUGAAGGCGGUCCUGGUCUACCUGUCGUCGGUCAGUGCUCUGCAGGAGCUGCUGCAGGAGCCGCUGGAGAUCUGCCAAUCUUGCAGCCUGAGGUUCCGGCAAUCUUUGACCUUGGUGCUCUCGAAGAAGUCAAGUUUUUAUUGAACGCUUCAGAAGCACCGAGUAUGGUGCAAUGUGCCAUGUCAGCGGACACCACAGAGGACGUUGACCUUUAUGUCAGUGUCACGGAUGAAAGUGGGGUCGACGGUUAUACGUGUUACUCAACGCUAGGCCAAUCGGAAGAGUUUUGCCAAAUCAAUAUCCCUACUGCAGGUGCGACUGUGCAAGUUGACGUGAUAAGCCUAAGCUCUGCCAAUGUCACCGAGCUUGCCGUUAGUUGUCAGCUUGCGGCGGUAACAAACAUCUACACAGAGGUGCCUCCCUUUGCGGCGUCCUUUUCUUUGGAAAAUGGCUACGUGAAUUGGUACGUCGUUGACGUGGACAGCGUUAGCGAAGGUGGUCUGAAAUGCACCCUUUCUGGGGAUGGUACUUUGGGAGGAGACGGCGACCUGCGCAUCCAAAACGCUAUUCUCGGUCAGCAACUCUGUGUUAGUGUUGGAGAUGACAGUGCUGAAGAAUGCACUGUCCCCAUCACCGCCGACACGUCCGAACUCUGGGUCGCCGUGAACUCCAGGAACUUGGGCUCCGCUGUCGAGAUGCUCACGCUUGACUGUGAAUUGGUGGAGAGUGUCGAAGAGGCUGUGAGUCGUACCAAGGAUGGGCUCUUCGAUUGAACGAUUCGCCUUAGUAGGUCAUUCCGAAUUUCUGUUUUGCAUCUCACUAGCUAGAGCCAAUCAAAGCUUGUUGGCCUUCAAGGGGUGCUCGCUCGAACCUUUUUUGACCACAUGUUUGCAUCUUCUAUAGUCAGGAUAAGUACCGGGGGAUUAAGGACUUCUAGUAGCUACAAAACUAGUACAUCGUACCUGAUAUCUCU
Messenger RNA from Seminavis robusta, 2140 nucleotides. The record is from the annotation of a GenBank genome assembly. NCBI's taxonomy places the organism in Eukaryota, Bacillariophyta, Bacillariophyceae, Naviculales, Naviculaceae.